AAAGCAGCAAGGUUUGUAUCAUAACAAGGUCACUCUUAGCCUCAUUCCUAUUUUCAAAGGCUUGGCAACCAAGCACGCAACUGUAAAAUGGACUAUUCGAACUGUUCAAGUAUCACCUAAACAAAAACACUAAAAGCUAUGUCGAAAAAGCGAGCAUCCUCACCGGAAAAUGACGAAAGGAAAAAGCAAAAGCUUUCACUUAGUCUUUCUGGGGUCAAAGCUGUGAUUGUGGAAGUUGGUCUCGGAAAAACUCGGGCAUCCAUUUUGGCAAAACAGCUGGAAAGACAUGGUGGUAUGCAUCACAAGAACUUUGAAAGCUCAACAACACACGUGUUGGUUGACAAGAAAUUAAAAAUAGAGAGACUGAAAAAGUGUUUGGGUGUAAAAAGUAUUCCUGAAGAAGUAUACUUAGUGGAUUCUGAGUGGUUGAGCAAGUGUCUGUCCGAGGGGAAACUCGUAGAUCUAGAGCAGUACACUUUGGGUAAGGAUGAAUGUAAAGUUGAAGAGAAAGCUGUUAAAAAUGAAGCGAAUAUUAAAACAAGCGAUCAAAAGCAGGCAUCAGAACAAAGUGUUGAUGAGCAAACUUCAACCACAAUGCUUAAAACUGAAGCAAUUUCAUCAAAUGACACAAUAACUUUCAGUAAGUCCCCAACAAAACACUUGACCUCAAAAACUCAAGUAGAUGAUGACAGCGAUUUUACCGAUAGUGGUGACGAGGGAAGCAAAUCAGACAGAUCUCCUGUUAUUACACCCAACACCUCUCCAGAGAAACUUGGAAAUGCAACCUGGGUAUGUGCUCAUGCCUCUACUUCACAGCAACAUAAUCACAACCAACCUAUAACUGACAAGCUUCAAGUUCUUGCAACGGCAUAUGCCAACACUAAAGAUCAGUGGAGAGCUCUGGGAUAUAAGAAAGCUAUAGCGUCAGUCAAAAAUUAUCCCAAAAGACUUGAAACUUGGGAUGAAUGUAGCAACCUUCCUUUUGUUGGAGAACGUCUUGCUAAGAAAAUCUGGGAAAUAGUUCAGACUGGUCAUUUACGAAGGCUUGAUCAUGUGGAUCCUAGACAGGAUGCCCUAAACUUGUUUGUUGGUGUUUGGGGUGCUGGGCCUAUAACUGCAGAAGCUUGGGUCUCUCAAGGACUGAAAAGUCUUGAGGAUCUGACACAGCAUGGGAAGUUAACUAGACAACAAGAGAUUGGCCUGAAAUACUAUGAUGAGUUUCUAGAGAGAAUGCCAAGGGAAGAAGCUGGAAAGAUUGAGGAAGUUGUUAAAAAAGCUGCAUUUGACAUUAACCCAGGAUUACAAGCCUUUGCUUGUGGAUCCUACCGCAGAGGGAAACCAACAUGUGGUGAUGUGGACAUCAUUGUAUCGCACCCAGAUGGGAAAUCUCAUAAAGGAGUUAUAGCAAAACUAUUAGAAAGUCUAAAAUCCUCAGGAUUUCUUACAGAUGAUCUUACUUUAUCUGACAAUGGGGAGCAUAGAAAAUACCUUGGAGUUUGCAAACUUCCUGGGGAAGAUACAAAGCACAGACGUUUGGAUAUCAUUGUUGUGCCUUACAAUGAGUGGGCUUGUUCUUUGUUAUACUUUACUGGUUCUGAUUACUUUAAUAGGUCCAUGAGACUUCUUGCUAAGAAGAAUGGCAUGUCCCUCUCAGAGCACUCCUUGAAUAAAGAUGUUGUCCGGAAGGGAAGUGACAAGAUUUUUGAAGGAACUCCACUUCCAGUAUUCAGUGAGAAAGAUGUGUUUGACUAUCUUGGCCUGGACUACAGAGAACCUCAUGAAAGGGAUUGGUAGUAACAUCACAGAGUUUCCCUAGUUUAUAUAGAAUGAUAAUGCACAUUAAAAAACACACCAUACUUUUUGACAUGCAGACAUUUUGAUGCUAGCAGUUUAGAGUGGAGCGAGUCACAUAUGGUAUAUGCAUCUUGUUGUGAUGCCUUUUAAAACUGGAUAAUUUACAAGAGCAUCUGCCCUUCAUGUAAGACAUUUUUUAUCAGUUUUCCAAAGCAUAGAUAGUGUUAGCUCUGGAAAUAUCACCAACCACACUAUAUACUCUUGAAUAGAUAGCAAUUUAUGUAGAUCUUUUUAUUUUUUAUUCUGUGAAAUUUGCAUCUAGUGGACAAGGGUUCAGUAAACAAACUACUCCAUCCACUUCCUAGUGUCUUAUCCUCCAGGCAACAUUAUUCAUCCUUCAAACAAUCAGAACUUGAUGAGCAGUCUUUGUGCUUAAAAUUUUCCUCUGUUCAAUUUUUGUUUAUACUGUGAUUCUGUGAUGUCUUUUCCCCUGUUUGAAUUUGGUUUCUUGGUUUUAGUAACAACAGAUAAAAGAAAUCUCUAAGAGAUCACAAAAGUGUCUGGUACCUUAGCCUUAUCACUUUAC
Messenger RNA from Pocillopora verrucosa, 2380 nucleotides. RefSeq names its product DNA polymerase lambda. The record is from RefSeq and is a predicted model, not a curated record. Gene Ontology annotation, cellular component: nucleus. Gene Ontology annotation, biological process: double-strand break repair via nonhomologous end joining. NCBI's taxonomy places the organism in Eukaryota, Metazoa, Cnidaria, Anthozoa, Scleractinia, Pocilloporidae. Gene Ontology annotation, molecular function: DNA-directed DNA polymerase activity; DNA binding.